Molecule: messenger RNA, 783 nt
Organism: Cornus florida
Lineage: Eukaryota; Viridiplantae; Streptophyta; Magnoliopsida; Cornales; Cornaceae
Exons: 2
Coding region: 1-783 (260 amino acids)
Source: RefSeq, a predicted model, not a curated record
AUGGCACAGAUAACACCACCACCACCACCACCAGUCAAUGUAGCGGGUGCUCCCCCCAACCACAAUGUUCCUCUUGUUGAUGAAGCUCAAGUCAAUGAGAGUCGGCAGGAGCAGAGGGCGAGAACCGAGGCGGUAGCUUCGGACAACCACCCUCAUCGUACACAAAACGAACAGGCCAAAUCCAGCCGCAAACUCACAGUAGAAAACAUGAUAGCCAGAGGAGACCUAGUAGAUUGUCUCUGGCCGAAGGAGUAUACAAGGCCUAGGGAAGUUAAUCCUUGGAAAGUGGAAGGUAGUCAAGUAAAGCUCAUUCAUGCAAUACAUGGAAAAUUAGAGGAAGACCAAGAGUCAGAAGAGGUGUACUACUCCAGAUUGAGGGUUGUUCAUAAGCUAAGGAAGUUGUCCUCAUUAAAUACCAUCACUUUGGGCAGUAUUAGUAUCGAAUUCGGAGAGGAAGAUUUAUCCAGAAUGCAACUUCCCCAUGAAGAUCCACUCGUUAUUAGUCUUCUGGUAGUAAACUGCAUGAUUAAAAGAGUCUUAGUGGACCCUGGCAGCAGUGCCAAUAUUAUAACAAAGGCAGUCUUUGAGCAGUUAAAAAUCCCAUCAUCAUCAAUCCGAGCCACUUCUAGUCCUUUGAUGGGAUUCAGUGGAACAAAAGUAGACCCUGUUGGGGUAAUCGAUUUAUCAGUCACUGCUGCGAAAAGGACAUUGAAAGAAAACUUUGUUUUGACAGAAAUACAUCUUUCUUACAAUCUUAUUAUGGGAAGAGGUUGGAUUCACUGA